Messenger RNA from Sclerotinia trifoliorum, 3434 nucleotides. The record is from the annotation of a GenBank genome assembly. NCBI's taxonomy places the organism in Eukaryota, Fungi, Ascomycota, Leotiomycetes, Helotiales, Sclerotiniaceae.
GAAUAGCGGUGUCUGAUAUUGUAAGUCUAUGAGUAUAUCUAUCAUAAGUACAAGAGGACAUGUUAGGAUUCACGAACCAUUUUUAUUGUAGCGCAUGAGAAAGUUGAGCUUAAUUUUCAGGGCUUCAGAUUCAUUUCAUCUCUCAUCUCAUGUCUCAUGGCACAUCAACAGUAGGCGUAGGCACAGAUAUAUUAUGAGAUACGCGGUACAGUACAGUGACGUAUUAUAAGGCUGGGCAUUCACUAAAACCAAGCUUCAAUUUGGAAAAACUAACCUUGAUUGCCCCGCGAUUCAGCCCCUCAUUCGAUUUUAAGAAGGGACUGGAAACAUUUACUAAACACCCAAAUCGUGUUGUAUUUUGCCAGGACUAAGGAUACUGAGACUUCUUUCUUCUACAGCAAGUCAUUACUUACCACGUCGACCGUCUAUUUACGUGCAGGCUCACGAUAUCUACACUGGCGUCAUAGUACGCUAAGUACCUGACUAGAUAGCGACCUUCAAUAUGGCUACUCAAGCUCCCGCAGAUGGCGGAUCUAAUCCCUCGAAGUUGAAGGAGAAGAUGAAGAAUCCUUUGGCUAGUUUGCGAGAAAAGUUACAUGAUACCAAACUUCAUGAUGUGAAGGUUGGUUUAAUACAGAAGAAGUAGGUUGAAGAAUGGGCGUCUAAAAUUUACUUUAUUGACCACCAGGCAGGCAUCAAAUUGGCAAAUUAGGAAAUCUAGUAAGUUCGCUCAUACUCUAGAUAACCUUCCAAAUACAUGUUAACCUUCAUCUAGUUUAAUCCAAAUCAUCGUCAUGACGAAGAACAUGAGAAGAUCACAGAUGAGAAGAGAUCAAAGGUUGCUGAGUCUCAUCGCUUCGAAUCAUUUGCGCCGGAAAGACCGGGAAAUAAUAUAAAGUGGUAUGUGGAUGGGAGGGAUUACUUUUGGGCUGUAUCGAUUGCGCUUGAAGCUGCGAAGGAAACUAUAUAUAUCGCCGACUGGUGGUUAUCGCCAGAACUUUUCAUGCGAAGGCCUCCAUAUUAUAAUCAACAAUGGCGUUUGGAUCAAAUCCUUAAGCGUCGGGCGGAAGCUGGUGUUAAGAUUUUCGUUAUUGUUUAUCGAGAAGUUGAGGUAUGUUUUGCGAACGGAAUUCUUGAGGUCUUAGUUAUUGACUCCUUCCUUAGGCUGCUCUUACUUGCAAUUCUGAACACACGAAACAUGCUCUUCAAGCUUUAUGCCCUGAAGGAACUCCAGGAUAUGGAAAUAUUCAAAUUAUGCGUCAUCCCGAUCAUAAUGUUUUCGAGAAUGCUGCAGAUAUGACAUUCUAUUGGGCCCAUCACGAAAAGUUUAUUGUAAUUGAUUACAAUUUGGCAUUUAUUGGUGGUUUAGAUUUAUGCUUCGGAAGAUGGGAUAACCAUCAACAUCCUCUCGCUGAUGUACAUCCAGAGGGGGUUUCGACUGAAGUUUGGCCGGGACAGGAUUUCAACAAUAACCGGGUUAUGGAUUUUCAAGAUGUGAAAGAUUGGAAAGCCAACGAAUUAUCAAAAGCUGAAUAUGGACGUAUGCCAUGGCAUGAUGUUGCUAUGGGUGUCGUUGGAGAUUGUGUUUAUGAUAUCGCGGAACAUUUCGUCUUGAGGUGGAAUUUUGUCAAAAGAGACAAAUAUAAACGUGAUGAACGAUUCGAUUGGUUGAUUCUUGAGGGUAGGGAUGGUGAGGAUGAAGAUUUGAUUGGAGUACAAAGACCAAAACAUCCCGUUGGAGAAUACAUCGUUCACCCACUUACACCAUUAAAUACGAAGUCAUUAGGAGAGCAAGGAACUGUUCAUGCUCAAGUCGUUCGAAGUAGUGCCGAUUGGUCCAGUGGUAUUCUUGUGGAACACAGCAUUCAGAAUGCUUACAGUGAACUCAUUAGAAACGCCCAACAUUACGUUUAUAUCGAGAAUCAAUUCUUUAUCACUGCGACUGGUGAUCAACAAGCUCCAAUUAGAAAUACUAUUGGAAGAGCAAUUGUUGAUGCUGUUGUCAAAGCUGGAAAAGAGGGUAGAAAAUUCCGAGUCAUCAUUUUGAUUCCUUCCAUUCCAGGUUUUGCAGGUGAUCUUAGAAAUGAGGCAGCGACAGGAACGAGAGCUAUUAUGGAUUAUCAAUAUAAAUCUAUCUGUCGAGGUGAACAUUCGAUAUUUGAGCAAGUUAGGAAGGAAGGUGUCGAUCCUGAAGAACAUAUCUUUUUCUUUAACUUACGAUCUUAUGAUCGUUUAAAUGUUACUCCAGCAAUUAAGAAACAAGAGGAAGAAUCUGGGGUCAAAUAUCAAGAUGUGCAAAGAGCAGAGGCAGAGGAAAUUAUGGACUCGGGUAUUCAUGGAAAGGGUGUUGAAAGGGUUGAAAAGCAUGAUGAGUUGAAAGAUAGAGCUAAAAAUGCUUUACAUCAUGAUGACUCUGGAGAUGAAAGUCUAGAGAGAAGAACUGAUGCGAAGAGAAAAUUCGAAGCCAAGGCAGAAGCAGCCGGUACGGAUCAAAAACCAACGAGUACUGACAGUGUGGCUAAAAAUGCUAUGCAUAUGCAAGGGAACUUGGUUGAUGAGCCAUGGGAGGGUGAUCUUGAAGGAGAAGCCGAUAAUUGGAUUCAAGAAGAACUUUAUAUUCAUGGUAAAGUUCUAAUCGUUGAUGACAGAACAGUUAUUUGCGGAAGUUCUAACCUUAACGAUCGUUCACAACUUGGUAUUCAUGAUAGUGAACUAUCAAUUGUCAUGACAGAUACAAGAACUAUUCCAAGUACAAUGAAUGGACAACCAUACGAAGCAGGUUAUCAUGCAGCUACUUUGAGGAGGUAUCUCUGGCGUGAACAUUUAGGAUUGUUGUUACCGCAAGAUUUAGAUGCGGAUAAUGAUCCUAAUGCUCAACCUCCUAAUGUUCCAAAUGAUAUUCAUGAAGGAGAAACAUAUCAAUUUGUGGAAGAUCCAUUAAGUGAUGAUGUUUGGGAAAUGUGGACUAGUAGGGCUACGAAGAAUUCUCAAAUGUUUAGACAAUUAUUUCAUGCCGAUCCGGAUAAUUUUGGUAAGGUUUUGUUUCUUGGUCACUCUAAUCAACUUGUUUUCUUCCUUUCUCUCUUUUCUCCUUUCUCUCUUUUCUUCUUCUCUCGUUUCCCACCCACAUCUUAUUCUGUCAUCUGACUACCUUACUAACACCAAAUAGUCAAAACCUUCGACGACUAUGAUAAAUUCCUUCCACCAAAGGGAAUUCGCUCAGGUCACAUUUAUGAUCGUAUGAUUCCUCCACAGGAAAUUAGAGAGAAGUUGGAUCAGAUUAAGGGACAUCUUGUUUGGAUGCCUUUGGAUUUUUUGAAGGAUGCACCGAUGGCGGAGACGGGUUUGCAGGUUAAUAGUUGGACGGAGAGUAUUUAUACUUGAGUGGAUUGGUGAAGGUAUGGGGAAUGGGAGAAGAUGGGAGAGGAUGGGAG